AGUCAGAAAUUAGUGAUGCGGCGUCAGGAAGCCCCGGAGCGUGGCUUCCCAGACCUUCAAAAACGCUCUGCCAAGGUCGGAGCCCGCAGACCACGCCCGCCCGCGCAGGCCACGCCCCAUAGUCGCAGACACGCCCCCAAGAGGACGCUAAGGCGCGUACGUGCGCCGCCCGGGGGCGGGGUCGGCGUGGAGAUGCUCCUCUGUUCAGAGACCCACGCUACCGGAAGCGGAAAUAGCACCCGGCGCCGCCAGAGUAACCAUAACUGCCACCGCGAUGCCGAAGGGUCCCAAGCAGCAGCCGCCGGAACCCGAGUGGAUCGGGGACGGAGAGGGCACGAGCGCCGCAGACAGAGUGGUGAAGAAAGGGAAGAAGGACAAGAAGAACAAAAAGACGGUGAGGAGAUGGGGUUGAGGAUGAACUUGAUCAAGUGUUUCCAUGUGAAGUUCUUUGAAGAGCUGGCAGUAGAAGAUAAACAGGCUGGGGAAGAAGAGAAAGUGCGCAAGGAGAAGGAGCAGCAGCAGCAGCAGCAGCAGCAGCAGCAGCAAAAAAAAAAACGAGACACCCGAAAAGGCCGGAGGAAGAAGGAUGUGGACGAUGAUGGCGAGGAGAAGGAACUGCUGGAGCGUCUGCAGAAGCUCUCGGUGCCCGCCAGUGACGAGGAGGGAGAGGUACCUGCCCUGAAAUCCCGAGGAGGGAAGGAAACCAAGGGAGGCAAUGCUUUUGCAGCCCUGAUUCAGGAUCAGAGUGAGGAAGAGGAGGAGGAAGAAAAACACCCUCCUAAGCCUGCCAAGCCGGAGAAAAAUCGGAUCAAUAAGGCUGUAUCUGAGGAACAACCAGGACUCAAGGGCACCAGGGGAAAGGAAGAGAAGUCAACAGGGAAAGCCAAGCCUCAGAAUAAAUUUUCCGUUCUGGACAAUGAAGGUGAAGAGGAUGGAGAAGAAACACUAACAAAAGAAAAAGAGCCAUCUAAGCAAGGGAAGGAGAAGGCCAAGAAGGCAGAGCAGAAGAGAGAAAAGGGUUAUAACACACUAUGGCAGGAUUCCGAGGAGGAAGGAGAGGAGGAAGAAGGGGAGUCUAAGGCCAAUGAUCCCUAUGCCCACCUUAGCAAAAAAGAGAAGAAAAAGCUGAAGAAACAGAUGGAGUAUGAGCGCCAGGUGGCGUCGUUAAAGGCCGCCAAUGCUGCUGAGAAUGACUUCUCCGUGUCGCAAGCAGAGGUGUCCUCUCGCCAGGCCAUGCUAGAGAAUGCGUCUGACAUCAAGCUAGAGAAGUUCAGCAUCUCUGCCCACGGCAAGGAGCUGUUCGUCAAUGCAGACCUGUACAUAGUGGCCGGCCGCCGCUAUGGGCUGGUGGGGCCCAACGGCAAGGGCAAGACCACUCUCCUCAAGCACAUUGCCAACCGAGCCUUGAGCAUCCCCCCCAACAUCGAUGUGCUGCUCUGUGAGCAGGAGGUGGUAGCGGAUGAAACACCCGCAGUGCAGGCUGUUCUUCGAGCCGACACCAAGCGAUUAAAGCUGCUGGAGGAGGAGCGACAGCUUCAGGCGCAGCUGGAGCAGGGCGACGACACAGCAGCUGAGCGGCUGGAGAAGGUGUAUGAGGAACUGAGGGCUACUGGCGCGGCAGCGGCAGAGGCCAAAGCCCGGCGGAUCCUGGCUGGUCUGGGGUUCGAUCCUGAAAUGCAGAAUCGGCCCACACAGAAGUUCUCGGGAGGCUGGCGCAUGCGUGUCUCCCUGGCCAGGGCGCUGUUCAUGGAGCCCACGCUGCUGCUGCUGGACGAGCCCACCAACCACCUGGACCUCAAUGCUGUCAUCUGGCUCAACAACUACCUGCAGGGCUGGCGGAAGACGUUGCUCAUCGUCUCCCAUGACCAGGGCUUCCUGGAUGACGUCUGCACUGACAUCAUCCACCUUGACGCCCAGCGGCUCCACUACUACAGGGGCAAUUACAUGACCUUCAAGAAGAUGUACCAGCAAAAGCAGAAGGAGCUGCUGAAGCAGUAUGAGAAGCAGGAGAAGAAGCUGAAGGAGCUGAAGGCGGGCGGCAAGUCCACCAAGCAGGCGGAAAAGCAAACAAAGGAAGCCCUGACUCGGAAGCAGCAGAAAUGCCGACGAAAAAACCAGGACGAGGAAUCGCAGGAGGCCCCCGAGCUCCUGAAGCGCCCCAAGGAGUACACUGUGCGCUUCACCUUCCCCAACCCCCCGCCGCUCAGCCCUCCUGUGCUGGGCCUGCACGGUGUGACGUUUGGCUAUGAGGGGCAGAAACCACUCUUUAAGAACCUGGAUUUUGGCAUCGACAUGGACUCAAGAAUCUGCAUCGUGGGUCCUAACGGUGUGGGGAAGAGCACCCUGCUCCUGCUGCUGACGGGCAAGCUGACGCCGACUCGGGGGGAAAUGAGAAAGAACCACCGGCUGAAAAUUGGCUUCUUCAACCAGCAGUAUGCAGAGCAGCUGCACAUGGAGGAGACGCCCACUGAGUACCUGCAGCAGGCCUUCAACCUGCCCUACCAAGAUGCCCGCAAGUGCCUGGGCCGCUUCGGCCUCGAGAGCCAUGCCCACACCAUCCAGAUCUGCAAACUCUCCGGGGGGCAGAAAGCCCGAGUCGUGUUUGCGGAGCUGGCCUGUCGGGAGCCCGAUGUCCUGAUCUUGGAUGAGCCCACCAACAACUUGGACAUCGAGUCCAUCGACGCUCUGGGGGAGGCCAUCAACGAGUACAAGGGCGCUGUGAUCGUCGUCAGCCACGACGCCCGGCUCAUCACGGAAACCAGCUGCCAGCUGUGGGUGGUGGAGGAGCAGAGUGUCAGCCAGAUCGACGGCGACUUUGAGGACUACAAGCGGGAGGUGCUGGAGGCCCUGGGGGAAGUCAUGGUCAACCGCCCCCGAGAGUGACCUUCCUUCCCUCCCCGGUGGGCUCCACAGGCCAGGAUGCCACUUGGCUGCCUUUCUGGAAAGACUCAUCCGCUUGCUUUUCUUCAUAUAAAUGAGGUGGCCUUGUGCCUGACCCUCUGCACCAGCAGAGGUGACGUGACCUUGGUUACCGUGGGUUCGUCCAGCCAGACUUCUGUGGCCAGUGGUCCCGAGUCUCCUCGUUCCUCAACUGCCUCUCGUCCACCUGAGGGGCUGUGGCCCUGGGCUCUGGCAGUGCUGCUUUUUCCGUGGAUUCCAUGCUGACCUGGUGACCAUGUGAAGGGCUGUGGCAGCUCUGCUGGGGAGAGGGGGGCCUGCGUCGUGUCUGCGUGCAGGCUGGGGCAGGAGAGUGCUGCUGACCUUGAAUGUCCCUGUGCCAUGGGGAGGAAUAAAGGAAGGUGUUGCUGCCCAUUCGCAGAGUCA
Messenger RNA from Myotis lucifugus (little brown bat), 3324 nucleotides. RefSeq names its product ATP binding cassette subfamily F member 1 (gene ABCF1). Gene Ontology annotation, molecular function: protein binding; ATP hydrolysis activity; ATP binding. NCBI's taxonomy places the organism in Eukaryota, Metazoa, Chordata, Mammalia, Chiroptera, Vespertilionidae. The transcript has 26 exons. The record is from RefSeq and is a predicted model, not a curated record. Bases 16 to 2883 code for a protein of 955 amino acids.